Molecule: messenger RNA, 1288 nt
Organism: Phoenix dactylifera (date palm)
Lineage: Eukaryota; Viridiplantae; Streptophyta; Magnoliopsida; Arecales; Arecaceae
Source: RefSeq, a predicted model, not a curated record
CCACCCGCCGCACGUCUUCCCGGUUCCCAACGAACAAAUACUCCCAAUCCACUCUCAUUCGCUCCUUCCCAUUUCCCCUUCAAAGAACUAAUAGCUGAUCUUUAGCAAAAAAAAGAACUAAUAGCUGAUGGCUUCCGACGAGACCAUGACGGCCGUUCACGAAUUCGUCGAUGAUGAUGAUGAUGAUUUCAUGCCGGACGGGGACGGUGACGACGAUGUUGACGACGACAUCGUCUACAGGCGGAUGUCGCGCCUCUCGAUCGAGAUCUCGGACGGUGACGACGCCGACGCCGAGUUGUCGAGCGAGAAGGAGGAGAGCAGGAAGAGCUUGCUGGCGUCGCUGAUGGAGGAGGAUAACUUCGAGAAGGACUCGGCGUCGACCGUAUGGACUCCGCUCCGGGGGCAGCCGUGCAGGGCGGCGGCGAAAGAGUACGCGAGCGAGGUGGAGGCGCGGGAGCGCAGAGGGAGAGGCGACGGGGGGAGGGAGCGGUGGCUGAAGCGGGCGUGGGAGAUGAAGAAGAGGGCGGCCGCGAUGGAGGGGUUGGACGGCGGCGCCGGCGGCGGCGGGGUGUGCAGGGUUUUGGUGCGGCCAAGGGGUGGGGUGGGGGCGAUGUGUAUGGAUAUGGAGGAGGUGAAGGCGUGCCGGGAUCUGGGGCUGGAGCUGCCCUGCGAUUGGACGGUCGAGAUCUCCUGCGGCCACUCCGGAUCGACGGUGGACACCAGCAGCGGCGACAAUUCACCCGUAGCUAGCUGGAGGAUCUCAAGCGCCGGUAAGAGAGAUGACCCUGAGAACGUGAAGGCUAGGCUCAAAGUUUGGGCUCAAGCAGUGGCGCUUGCAUCUGCGGUUGACUCACUCCUAUAGUCCGAAACUGCAUGCAUAUUUAUGUUUCCAAGUUUUUUGUUUGAUGCACUCGGUCUGAUUUUCUGGCUUUCUUAUGUAAAUUCCUUUCUUUGCUUCAGCAUUCUACAAGAGUUUCCUCUUUUCUCUCAUUUUGUAAAUAAUAUUAUGAAUGAUUAGAUGAUACUAGGGAGCAUAGACAAAAAUUAAGGAUAGCAUGUAUGGUGAUUCAGAGGUUUUCCAUCAGCAGCUCACCGACGAGGUACCAACCCAAGUAGUUGCUGUUCCUGGCCAGUGGGAGGCAUUGUAUAUAUAAAUUCCCAUAGAGGGGCUAUGGGAUGAGAUUGUAUGGCCUUGUCCCGAGGCUAGGGCACGGGUCUUUGCAUCCUGCUUUUGGCAUGUUUGUAAUUAUAAAAGGACAAAAAAAAAAAAAAGAAUUUUCUAAGUACU